AUGGAGGAGAAAGGCUCAUUCAAAGUUAUUAUCAUCGGGGCCUCGGUCACGGGUCUCACCCUGGCCCAUUGUCUUCAUCGCGCCGGGAUUAACUAUGUGGUUCUGGAGAAGCAUGUCGAGGUUCAUCCGCCGAUUGGCGCCGCCGUGGCUAUUCUGCCCAAUGGUGCGCGAAUUAUGGAACAGCUGGGCAUCUUCCAUCAUGUUGAACAGAAGUCUUCUUCGAUCCAGCGGGUGCAUCUUUGUUUCCAGGAUGGAUUUUACUACGAUAGUCUUUCUCCCAGUGUCAUACUUGAGAGAUUUGGCAUCAAGUUCGCUUGUCUGGAGAGGACUCAGCUUCUUGAAAUUUUGUAUACGACCCUCCCGGACAAGUCAAAGGUUCUCACGAAAAAGGAUGUCGGGACAAUCACUCCGCACGGAGCCACAGUCUCUGUCACCACCGCUGCCGGCGAAGAAUUCCAAGGCAGUUUGGUUGUAGGAGCAGACGGCUUGCACAGUCUGACAAGACGCGAAAUGUGGCGGAUCGCUGAUAUCGAGCAGCCGGGGCGAAUCACACUCAAAGAGAAACGCAGUAUGGGGGUUGAGUUCAGCUGUAUCUUCGGCAUGUCUAACCCCAUCCCGGGUCGGGAGGGCUGGCAGCACGUAAUUCGACUUGGCCCCGGGUUCACAAUCCUGAUAUUCCCAGCAGCCGCAGACGGCUUGUUUUGGGUGCUCAUUGAGAAGCUACCACGAAAGUAUACAUAUCCCGAUGCACCGCGGUUCUCGCAGGACGAAGCCGUUUCGCGCUGCGAAGCAGCUGCCAAUUUGCCCAUCUGGGAUGGAGUCCGGUUUCGAGAUAUCUGGGCUCAGCGCCGGGGGUUCCGGAUGGUUGCGUUGGAGGAGAAUCUUUUCCAGACCUGGCAUCAUGGCCGGAUAGUCUGUAUCGGAGAUAGCAUGAGCAAGAUGACACCGAAUAUUGGUCAAGGAGCCAAUACCGCCAUGGAAGCAGCUGCCGGACUGGCCAACAUGCUCCACGCAAUCACUCAAGACAACAAGCUUCCCUCGACCGAUACGAUCGAACAAGCGCUUGUCACGACCACCGCAAAGCAUCGCAAGCGUCUCGACGCAAUUCACAUGGAAUCCCGCUGGAUUACGCGGCUAGAGUCAUGCCAGGGCUGGCUGACGACGGCCUUCGCGCGCUACCUAGCGCCACAUUGUGGUGAUCUCUUUGCCCUAGGUGUCGUGCGCAAUUCCUACAACGGCGAAGUGCUGCAAUUCCUGCCCUUGACGGAGCGUGCGGGGAAGAACUGGCCAGAGUUGGAAUGGUGGAAUACGUGGGGCCAAUCCAAGUGGCGGGAGGUGAGCCAGAAGAUGGGCUACCUCUUUUUCAUUCUGAUCAUUUUGUGGUCUAUCAAUUGGAUGUCGAGAAUUGCUGACCUGUGA
Messenger RNA from Penicillium cinerascens, 1419 nucleotides. RefSeq names its product FAD-dependent oxidoreductase. The record is from RefSeq and is a predicted model, not a curated record. Lineage: Eukaryota; Fungi; Ascomycota; Eurotiomycetes; Eurotiales; Aspergillaceae. The transcript has 4 exons. The coding region runs from base 1 to 1419 and encodes 472 amino acids. Gene Ontology annotation, molecular function: FAD binding.